AGGCGUUUUUUUUUUUGAAUGCACUAAAUUGCAUCGAGUCGGCUAUCUGAUAACCAAGUCCCCUUAGUAAAUCUUUGCAUUUUACAGGAAAGAAGGAUAUUGCCGGCUCUAUUUGCAGCACAAGUGGAAUCUGCGGCGGGGAUUUUUAUCACAUCCCUCGACGGUCGUUCAAGUCAUCUUGCUCGUGUCGUAAGACUAAGAACUAGUACACUCGCUGCUCAGUAAAAACUAUCAAAACGCAGUAUACAAGAAAUUACAACCUCCAGUCGAAUUAUUUUACCAAAAUCACAAAAUGUCGGCCGCUGCUCCUCUUUACAAAAGAAGACUUCCCUUCCUGCUCCUCGCAGCGAGCAGUACGACAAAAACUCGCUUUGCCUCCGCCUACGAGAAGUUUCGGUAUACGGAGUCGGAAUCAACCUCCACCAAGGAAGGCAAGGAAAAUCUGGACUCGAUAAAGAUCAUUUCCGGACCGGUGUCAGGCGGUCCGGACGGCCUCGGGCUGCCGAAGGAGAUUCAGGAUCUGCUGGCCUCCGGCGCCCACCCGGGGCACCUGACCAUCCGCAUGACGCCCAUAAACAGUCCGGACGGCGGGGGCCAGAAAGACAUCGGCACGGUCGAGGAGAUGCAGAAACUGUUGCCGAAAGUCGGGUCCGGCAACGGUCCGUCCGGGCUGCCCAGGGACCUGGAGGAGCUGCUCAGCGGGCCGCCAUAUGCAUUGCAAAUAUGUCUGGGUCUGGAAGAGUGCAGGUUUGUCAUGCUUGUCUGGCAUGUGUGAAGAGAAGAGUCUGUGACGCGUAUCCAAGAAGAGACCCUCUUGCUUGUCAUGCAAAAGCGCAGUUUUUCAUGCGGAAAGCGCAACACUAAGCAGCGCAGAUAUUAAUUUCUCAUGCUUGGCUGUGCAAUACAGAGCAUUCACUAUUCCUAACCCAGCAUUACAAGUUUCCAGACCCAGACAUAUUUGCAUUGCAUACGCCAACGGUGCGCCUCGUGCCGCUAGGGAGUGGCCCACCGGGAGGGGACAUGAUCGACGAAAUUUUGAAGGAAUUGGACAGCAACAUCGCCGGGACAAUGGUAUAUUACUACAAACAUGGCUUUUUCACUUUCCAAUGAACUACUCUCGUACUUGUGAAAGUAGUCUGGAUGACACCACAGACGUCGUGUAGAACGGCACCGUGAUCUGCUCUGCUGCAUGACGAACUCCAAUAUUAAUUCUCUUCCUCGCAAAAAGUACACGUUUUUUUAUCAGAACAACAUGCUGGGCCUUGGGCAUCCGAAGAAGCACCCGUGCGACGCGAUUUUGGAAAAGGUCUGCCCCGAUGUGCAGCGUUCGGAAACGCAAAAGUCCAUCCACUGCCUGGCCGAGCACCGAGAGAGCAAUUCCCCCGAGUGCGAAAACACGAUCAAGAAUUCCCUGCCGUACCUAUCAUAUGUAAAAACGUCCCCACCCCAUAGUCAAGUUGGGAACUUAGCAACACAAAUCCAGAAGUUUUGGGAGCCACGCAUGACAAGUUGCAAUCUGUUGUGGUGUAGUGCAUGUGUAUCAGUUCAACUGGUCCCGCGGUUCAACAAUGUACCUACCAGUUCAAUAGCGCCCCGGGGCCUAAAUAUUCUAGAACAAACAGGGCAUUUGAUAUGCUCAGCGCCAAAAAAAUAUGCGGGUGGGGGAAGAAGUAGGGGGGGCGUUCCUGACCCAAAGGUACGCUCCUGAUCUCUCUGGUACUUACUCGACCCGGGGGGUCAGGUAUUACCUGACCCCCGGUUCGGGUCUGUACCUGCAAUGCCGCAGCGCCGUCGUUUUAGAUGGUGCUGCGGCACAGCAUCGCGCACCGUGAUGGGAACCACAGGCCUCAAGUCUGUCACUACAGAAAAAAGCAGCCACGACUGCGAUCGGUCCUAGCGUUCGCCCGUUUUCUGUUUGAAACCAGUGCCACGCGCACAGCUUCAGUCUUCGCGUGCCCAUUCAUCGGAAGCACCGUUCCGAAAUCGUGUGGCCGCCAGCCGUCCCACCGUAACCCCACAAACCAAAAUCGCGCGCGCGCGCGCCAAAAGAGUCGCUUGCGCCUGUCGUGGGCCUUCGUGCCUCACAAACCAAAAUCGCGCGCGCGCGCGCCAAAAGAGUCGCUUGCGCCUGCCGUGUGGCCCUUCUGCUUCUUUGAUCGCGCGCCGCGUCCCGGUGUGGGCUCCGCCGUUCCUUGGUGCUCGCCUCCUUUGUUGCGCCUCCUCGCGGGCCGCUUUUUCUGUCAGUCUUUUUCUUUUUUUUUUGCUCUUUUGCAGCUUUCUUACUACUUUUUUUGGCCCACCUCAGGCAUUUCGUUUUUUUUCAAUUCGGCGCUCCACCUGUACACGUCGGCGCAGCACUGUUUCUGCGCACUUAGUGUUGCUCCAACCUUCUCCCGUGCGCAUACUUUUUGCGCCAUAUGGUUCCCGCAAGAUAUGCUCUGCCGCUCAUCGAGAUUGCUUUCAACCUUUUCCCGCUCUUUUUUUUUGGGAUUUGCUACGAGAACUAGUACUAUGUAUGGUUCUGCUCUUUUUCGUAUGCCCGGAACCUUCGCGAACUAGUUCGCGAACUGGGGUACACUCUCGAACCGAUUCACAUGGCAAAUUUUCUCAGCAUGAGAAAGAAAAUUUGUAAUGGGGAUUUAAGCUGAGAAAGAAAUUUGUAAUGCAUGUGUAUCAGUUCAACAGGGCCCGCGGUUCAACAAUGUACCUACCAGCUCAAUACCGCCCCGGGGCCUAAAUAUCCUAGAACAAACAGGCCAUUUGAUAUGCUCGGCGCCAAAAAAAUAUGCAGGUGGAGGAAGGAGUAGGGGGGGCGUUCCUGACCCAAAGGCACGCUCCUGAUCUCAGUGGUACUUAGUCGACCCGGGGGGGCAGGUAUUACCUGGCCCCCGGUUCGGGUCUGUGCCUGCAAUGCCGCAGCGAAGUCGUUUUAGAUGGUGCUGCAGCACAGCUGCGCGCACCGUGAUGGGCGCCAAAGGCCCCAAGUCUGUCACUACAGAAAACAGUAGCCAUGACUGCGAUCGGCCCUAGUGUUCGACCGCUUUCUGUUUGAAACCAGCGCCGCGCGCACAGCUUCGGUCUUCGUGCGCCCAUUGAUCGGAAGCAGCGUCCCUAAAUCCUACGGCCGGCAGCCGUGCCACCGUAAACAAUAGUCGCGCAGCGCUUCGCGCCUCACAAACCAAAAUCGCGCGCGCGCGCGCCAAAAUACAGGACCUUUUGGGGCUUGUUGCGUGCACAUACUUUUUGCGACAUAUGGUGCCCGCAAGAUAUGCUCUGUAGCUCAUCGGGAUUGUUUUCUCCCGUUGCCCGCUCUUUUUUUCGGGGUUUGGCACGUGCACUACGUAUGGUUCUCUUCUUUUUCGUAUGCCCGGAACCUUUACGAACUAGUUCGUGAACUGGGGUACACUCUCGAACCGAUUCACAUGUUAGCAAGGACAAUCGCAUCACUAAUUCGUCUGCUUAUCCUGUUGACAGCAUUACAAAUUCCAAAACGCGUGGAGAUGCCUCUCAUGGAGAUGCGCAUCGCAAAUCUUCCUGUAAUCGCAAAUCUGCAUGACAACCAUGGGGUGGGGACGUUUUCACAUAGGAUAGUACCUGUGCCACCGCGAGAUGCAGGACCUGUGCAACGAAAAUCGCGCGGACCCGUUUGACGUGAGUCCUUUGACGUGCCUGCGGAACGUAUGGAUGUGUCAGGUUUGAAAUCAUCAAAGUUGAACUAGUUUGUGAUGCAUAAAAUGCAACCCACAAAAUGCCUGUCUUGCAGAGUAGGCAAGGGAGGCCGAUUGUAAGCCUGUUCGGGGGUAGACAUAGAGCUGCUAAAGCAGCAUGACAAAAGGCGUCUUUCUUACCCAAACAGCAUUACAAACUGGAUUUCGGCCCUACCCAAAUUUGUCAUGCGCCAGUAGCACAGUCUGUUUAUGUCAUGUGUAUCAGUUCAACUGGUCCCGCGGUUCAACAAUGUACCUACCAGUUCAAUAGCGCCCCGGGGCCUAAAUAUUCUAGAACAAACAGGGCAUUUGAUAUGCUCAGCGCCAAAAAAAUAUGCGGGUGGGGGAAGAAGUAGGGGGGGCGUUCCUGACCCAAAGGUACGCUCCUGAUCUCUCUGGUACUUACUCGACCCGGGGGGUCAGGUAUUACCUGACCCCCGGUUCGGGUCUGUACCUGCAAUGCCGCAGCGCCGUCGUUUUAGAUGGUGCUGCGGCACAGCAUCGCGCACCGUGAUGGGAACCACAGGCCUCAAGUCUGUCACUACAGAAAAAAGCAGCCACGACUGCGAUCGGUCCUAGCGUUCGCCCGUUUUCUGUUUGAAACCAGUGCCACGCGCACAGCUUCAGUCUUCGCGUGCCCAUUCAUCGGAAGCACCGUUCCGAAAUCGUGUGGCCGCCAGCCGUCCCACCGUAACCCCACAAACCAAAAUCGCGCGCGCGCGCGCCAAAAGAGUCGCUUGCGCCUGUCGUGGGCCUUCGUGCCUCACAAACCAAAAUCGCGCGCGCGCGCGCCAAAAGAGUCGCUUGCGCCUGCCGUGUGGCCCUUCUGCUUCUUUGAUCGCGCGCCGCGUCCCGGUGUGGGCUCCGCCGUUCCUUGGUGCUCGCCUCCUUUGUUGCGCCUCCUCGCGGGCCGCUUUUUCUGUCAGUCUUUUUCUUUUUUUUUUGCUCUUUUGCAGCUUUCUUACUACUUUUUUUGGCCCACCUCAGGCAUUUCGUUUUUUUUCAAUUCGGCGCUCCACCUGUACACGUCGGCGCAGCACUGUUUCUGCGCACUUAGUGUUGCUCCAACCUUCUCCCGUGCGCAUACUUUUUGCGCCAUAUGGUUCCCGCAAGAUAUGCUCUGCCGCUCAUCGAGAUUGCUUUCAACCUUUUCCCGCUCUUUUUUUUUGGGAUUUGCUACGAGAACUAGUACUAUGUAUGGUUCUGCUCUUUUUCGUAUGCCCGGAACCUUCGCGAACUAGUUCGCGAACUGGGGUACACUCUCGAACCGAUUCACAUGCGCCACUUGGAAACUGGGCUCCAACUGGCAUCCGUUUUGUGCAUCACAAAUUAUUUCAACUUUGUCAAUUUCGAUCCUAACACAUCCAUACAACGCGCUGGAGAAGGACGUGGCGUCGGGCACCGCCGGCGGUCCCAGUGCGCUGGUUUCGGGGCAGUGCAAGGAGGCCAUGGACCUGACGCACAAGUUUGUGAACGGGCUCAACGCCGUAUGAGAAUGCACAACCCCCCCUCCCCCUCAUUCGUAUUGCAUGAACAGCGAUACAAACUCCAGCACACGUGGAGCCUGUGCAUGACAAAUUCAUGCGCCUAGUGUAGUAGUACUGUUUGGGCUUCCCGAAUCUGUCAUGCAAACAGUGCCACAGGGAAGCACUUGGGUUUGGUGGUUUGCAUGACAAAUGAGGGGGAGGGGGAGUUGUGCACUUUUAUACUCCGCGGACCACAAGAUUUCCAUCGUCGACAAAAACACGAACCAGGAGGUCAUGCUAUUACAGUGAAAAAUGCGUCCACACCGGAUUUUGCACAAGUUUCUGAUGCCAAGUUUCCACAUGAAAACUUUUUGUCUUGCAUGAAAGGAGUACGAGUCUUUUUGAUGCAGAAUCUAGACACGCAGGGUAUCUUUUGCAUAACAGACCCGGCUGGUUCUGGGCUCUUUGCAAUACAAAUUUGGGCUGUUUAGCAUGGAAAAUUUGUGAUGCUGAUCUGGUAACCAAAGCGUGCGCAAGCGCUCGCAAGAGCGCUUUGCGCGCGGGCUUGCCCGCGCGCAAAGCGCUCUUUGCGAGAUGCUCAUCCAUCGCAAACGCAGCGCGAAGGCUUUGCCGUUGCCAUAUGGGAGGGACUCGGGAGUAUGCAAUCACUCGCAAAAUCGGGCAUUUCCAAGCGUGUUUUGCCGCCAGAAAGGGGAUCUGAGAAAAUUUGCGUAAGUUUUGCCGAAAGCAGCCAAAACAGUAAUUAUCAAGCGGGGAGAGGGUAAAAAAGAGAAGUUUUAUUGCUCCGCCCGGUCUGAAUCUGAAAAAAGAUAUUGGCGUUUUCGGCUAGGGCCGACGGUGUGAUGCGUUUUAUAGCGGAAAAUGCGUCACGUGCAGGCAGCUCCGGCCGCUUAGAAAUUGAAAAAAAUUGCGAAAAAAACGCUAUUUUUCGCAGCAUGCAAGCGGCCGACUAAAUUUACCGAUUUUCUCCAGUUCCCGGAAACCGCUUGAAAAUUGAAAAUGACAAUUUUUGCUGAAAAAGCAAAAGCCGCUUGAAAAUUGCCGCUCAAAAGUGGUUUUCAAAUUUGUCCGGAGGCCCGUGGCACCGGUUUUGGACGACAAAAAAACAACUAUCAAGCCUGUGGAGGUGUGUCCACCCCCCACGGUUUUCGACGUGUAUGAAGGCCAGAAUUGCGAUCCUCCUCCCGCUUGGAAAUGCCCGAUCUGGGUGGCCCAAAAGGGCUGCCAGAAAUGGCGAGAGUUGUUUAAUUUUUUGAAGUUUGCGCAUUUUCCCGGGCCAGCGUGCCGCCGUGCAUAACGUUAUGCGCGAUGGAGUGCUGCUCGCCAAAAAACGCAGUCUUUUGCGCGCCCUUGCUUCCUGGUUAGAGGAUGAGAGCGCGGCCCGAAGCGGGCUGCAGUGUUGGACCGCGGCCCUUGGGCCGCGGUCCAAGAGUGGUGCCCGCGAGGGCCGCGCUCUCAUCCUCUAACCAGGAAGUCAAGGGAUGCGCGGUAGCCUUCGCGCUGAUUGGGGCGCUUCGCACGCUUUUGGUUACCAAUAUCGCCCUCCGGGCGCGACCUUAAUAUAUGCAAGACGGGGAAUGUUUCUACUGGAAAGGUUUGCAAUGCAAAUGCAGCCAAAUGCUGGGGUGGGGGAAUUUUUCAUUUCAAUACAUGCAGCUGGAUCCGCACGCCGGGCACUCCAUCGCGAGUCUGGACGCCGCGGCGCGGUCGCAACAGAGCUGUCUGCUUCCGCUCGGCUGCCUGCUGAUUUUCGUGCUUUUGGUCUCCGUCGUGAUGAACAAAUCGCCGGUUUUAUCCUGGGUAAAAACGUCCACACCCCAAAGUUGUCAUGCAAAUCUGCAAGCCUAGAAGAUUUCUCAUGCGCAGCCCCAUGAGGACCAACUUGUGUUGCUACCUGGGUGGAGUUUGUCAUGCUGACAUCAGGAUAAGGCAGUCGAUUUGUGAUGCGUUUUCAAUAGCUCAGAACCGCACCACACCACGAGUCCAAGCUUGCCAUGCGCAACAGCCAAAACUUGUUGAUUUGUGUAGCAAAAUCGCACACUUGACACUCUUGGGGACGUUUUUACACAUGAUACGUGUUCCGCACGCGCGUCGAAGCUGCGGUGCAGAACGUGCUGCACAGUAUGGUGAUAUGCAUUGCAAAAGCAUCCUACUAGUAGUAAUCGCAGUCAUGCAUUACAAAUUGUUUUCUUUGGGUAAACCCGCAUUACAUUCUCAUGCUGAGGAAAUUUGUCAUGCGGUUUAUACUAGUACGAUGGUUUUUCACAGGAUAGGUGAACUCCGGCAACAACAGUCCCCACAACAAUUACCGCAACCAGAACGUCAACAACGCCUUUUUCACUGAUGUGAUGGUGUCGCCCAAAGGCGCCAGCGGGUCGUCCAGCCGAAGCAGCUUCCCGCACAAUCCCGCACUGAGCAUGGCCAAAACUACGACGAGGAGCGACAGGGGAGAACCGGCAGGGGAAGCGAAGCCGCUUACCUCGGCGGUUUCCCCGAACUCCUUGCGGAAGAAGGAUGAUGACCUGGAUGUGGUGUUGUGAGUAGGAGCUAAAAAUAGUGUCCUUGAUCAUGAAAACGCGUCGGCUUCCUUGUUGUAUAUCUACCGACGACGAGUUUUCUGUUACCACAUCAAACGAUUUUUGUUCAAAGAAAAGCGAUUUGUCUUCAACAAGUUUAUCAACUCCAAGUUUAUUGAUCAACUUUAACUUUAACAUUGGAUUUCAAGAGUUGCAUUUUAACGCUACUUCGCAGUACAGAGUUGUUCGGAUUAUAUGCUAUGCAGGAGAGCAGGAAGUACUCCGCUUUAUUUCAACUUUGUAUCUUCAACCACUUUAUUAUUAAUAUUAUUACAUGAUGGAUUGCACACUGACACUGUACAAAUUUUUAUGCUUAUUUCACAGUUCGACUUCGAUCGUUCCUCUUUCUUUUCACUCGUGUUGUACGUCUUUACAACCGGCCCGUUUGAGAAUCAAAAUGUACAUAAAUUUUCACCUUGAAAAACAGCCCGUUUGGAAAACAGCCAAAGAGUGGAUACCUUCGAAAUGAAAUGGACCUGUAUACAACCACAUGGAGAGCGCGAGAUAUCGAUUGAAAGCUGUACUAGAGGAAU
This is a messenger RNA of Amoebophrya sp. A120, 8303 nucleotides long. Lineage: Eukaryota; Dinophyceae; Syndiniales; Amoebophryaceae. The record is from the annotation of a GenBank genome assembly.